Molecule: messenger RNA, 876 nt
Organism: Chaetura pelagica (chimney swift)
Lineage: Eukaryota; Metazoa; Chordata; Aves; Apodiformes; Apodidae
Gene: ZC4H2
Product: zinc finger, C4H2 domain containing
Exons: 5
Coding region: 93-767 (224 amino acids)
Biological process (GO): positive regulation of neuron differentiation
Cellular component (GO): nucleus
Source: RefSeq, a predicted model, not a curated record
UCUGUCUAUUGUAUGAGUUCUCUUGGGGUUUUUUUUGUUUCCCAGGGCAUUUUGUACUUUUCACGGGGGGAUUUAAACCGGCAGUGAAAAGCAUGGCAGAUGAGCAAGAAAUUAUGUGCAAACUCGAGAGCAUCAAGGAGAUCAGGAAUAAGACUUUGCAGAUGGAAAAAAUAAAGGCACGACUGAAAGCAGAAUUUGAAGCCCUGGAGUCUGAGGAGAGGCACCUGAAGGAAUACAAACAGGAAAUGGACCUGCUGCUGCAGGAGAAGAUGGCCCAUGUGGAGGAGCUGCGCCUGAUCCAUGCUGAUAUUAACGUGAUGGAGAAUACUAUCAAGCAGUCUGAGAACGACCUCAACAAGCUCUUGGAAUCUACUCGUCGCCUGCAUGAGGAGUACAAGCCCCUGAAGGAGCAUGUAGAUGCUUUGCGUAUGACUCUGGGAUUGCAGAGGCUGCCAGAUCUGUGUGAAGAGGAAGAGAAGCUGUCCCUUGACUACUUUGAAAAGCAGAAAGCAGAAUGGCAGACAGAACCACAGGAGCCUCCUAUUCCAGAGUCUUUGGCUGCAGCUGCAGCAGCUGCCCAGCAGCUGCAAGUGGCCAGGAAACAAGAUACCAGACAAACAGCAACUUUCAGACAGCAGCCACCUCCAAUGAAGGCUUGUCUAUCCUGUCACCAACAAAUUCAUCGGAACGCGCCCAUAUGUCCCCUCUGCAAAGCAAAGAGCCGAUCUCGGAAUCCCAAAAAGCCCAAGAGGAAACAGGAUGAAUGAAGGCCAGAAGAUGGACAAGGCAACAUGUGACCUGUCCCAGUACUCUACCAGUAGAACUGCAAAUGUGGCCAGGCUUCACUGAAGUGCAGACUCAAGUAUGAUCAACCCA